Notolabrus celidotus (New Zealand spotty) is the source of this 2472-nucleotide messenger RNA. RefSeq names its product mucin-2-like. The record is from RefSeq and is a predicted model, not a curated record. NCBI's taxonomy places the organism in Eukaryota, Metazoa, Chordata, Actinopteri, Labriformes, Labridae. The transcript has 6 exons. The annotation marks the transcript as partial.
ACUACAACAUUUGCACCCUCAACCACAACACCAGCAACAUCAACUACAACAGUUGUCCGGACAACAACACCAGCAACAUCAACUCCAACAACAGUUGCCCCCUCAUCCACAACACCAACACCUUCAACUACAACAACAGUUACAGCCUCAACCACAACACCAGCACAAUCAACUACAACAGUUGCCACCUCAACAACACCAGCAACUUCAACAACAAAAGUUGCACCCUCAACCACAUCACCAACACCUUCAACUACAACAACAGUUACAGCCUCAACCACUUCACCAAAAACUUCAACUACAACAGUUUCCCCCUCAACCACAACACCAGCACAAUCAACUAUAACAGUUGUCCCAUCAACACCAGCAACAUCAACUACAACAACAGUUGCCCCCUCAUCCACAACACGAGGAGCAUCAACUACAACAGUUUCCCCCUCAACCACAAUGCCAGCAAUAUCAACUACAACAGUUGUCUCGACAACAACACCAGCAACAUCAACUCCAACAACAGUUGCCCCCUCAUCCACAACACCAGCAACAUCAAGUACAACAGUUUCCCCCUCAAUCACAACACCAGCUACAUCAACUACCACAACAGUUGCCCCCUCAACCAUAAGACCAGACACAUCAACUACAACAACAAAUGCCCCCUCAACCACAACAACAGCAACAUCAACUAAAACAGGUACCCUCUCAACAACACCAACUACAUCAACAACAGAUGCACCCUCAACCACAAUGCAAGCAACGUCAACUACAACAGUUGCCACCUCAACAACACCAGCAACUUCAACAACAAAAGUUGCAUCCUCUACCACAACACAGGCAACAUCAACUACAACAACUACAACAGUAUUCCCCUCAACCACAACACCAGCAACAUCAGCUACAACAACAAAUGCCCCCUCAACCACAUCACCAACACCUUCAACUACAACAACAGUUACAGCCUCAACCACUUCACCAACAACUUCAACUACAACAACAGUUGCCCCCUCAACCACAACACCAGCAACAUCAGCUACAACAACAAAUGCCCCCUCAACCACAACACCAGCAACAUCAACUACAACAGUUGCCACCUCAACAACACCAGCAACUUCAACAACAAAAGUUGCACCCUCAAUCACAACACCAGCAACAACUACAACAACAAAUUCCCCCUCAACCACAACGCCAUCAAUAUCUACUACAACAGUUGCCCCCUUAAUCACAACACCAGCAACAUCAACUACAACAGUAUUCACCUCAACCACAACCCCAGCAAAAUCAACUACAACAGUUGCCCCCUCAACACCAACUACAUCAACAACAACAGUUGCACCCUCAACCACAACACCAGCACAAUCAACUAUAACAACAAAGGCCCCCUCAACCACAACACCAGCAACAUCAACUACAACAGUUGCCACCUCAACAACACCAGCAACUAAAACAACAAAAGUUGCACCCUCAACCACAUCACCAACACCUUCAACUACAACAACAGUUACAGCCUCAACCACUUCACCAUCAACAUCAACUACAACAACAAAUGCCCCCUCAUCCACAACACCAGAAAUAUCAACUACAAAAACAAAUGCCCCCUCAACAACACCAGCAACAUCAACUGAAAACAGUUGCACCCUCAACUACAACACCACAACAGUUGUCCGGACAACAACACCAGCAACAUCAACUCCAACAACAGUUGCCCCCUCAUCCACAACACCAGCAACAUCAAGUACAACAGUUGCCCCCUCAAUCACAACACCAGCUACAUCAACUACCACAACAGUUGCCCCCUCAACAACACCAACUACAUCAUCAACAACAUUUGCCCCCUCAACCAUAACACCAGACACAUCAACUACAACAACAGAUGCCCCCUCAACCACAACAACAGCAACAUCAACUAAAACAGGUACCCUCUCAACAACACCAACUACAUCAACAACAACAGAUGCACCCUCAACCACAAUGCAAGCAACGUCAACUACAACAGUUGCCCCCUCAACUACAACACCAACAACAUCAACGGUUGCCCCCUCUACCACAACACAGGCAACAUCAACUACAACAGUUGUCCCAUCAACAACACCAGCAACUUCAACUACAACAGUUGCCCCCUCAUCCACAACACCAGCAACAUCAACUACAACAGUUGUUCCAUCAACAACACCAGCAACUACAUCAACAACAACAGUUGCAACCUCAACCACAACACCGGCAACAUCAACUACAACAGUUGUCCCAUCAACAACACCAACAUCAGCUACCACAACAGUUGCCCCCUCAACAACACCAGCAACUGAAACUAGGAAAACAGUUGCCCCCUCAACUACAACACCAACAACAUCAACGGUAGCCCCCUCUACCACAACACAGGCAACAUCAACUACAACAGUUGUCCCAUCAACAACACCAGCAACUUCAACUACAACAGUUGCCCCCUCAUCCACAACACCAGCAACAUCAACUACCAACUGA